Condylostylus longicornis is the source of this 2914-nucleotide messenger RNA. Its product is annotated as probable serine/threonine-protein kinase clkA. The coding region runs from base 816 to 2531 and encodes 571 amino acids. The transcript is spliced from 4 exons. The record is from RefSeq and is a predicted model, not a curated record. NCBI's taxonomy places the organism in Eukaryota, Metazoa, Arthropoda, Insecta, Diptera, Dolichopodidae.
GAAAGUGGAAGGAAGAAAAAAGAUAUUUUUGUCGGUCGGUCGGUGUCGCUGCUGUCGGUAGAGUGUAGAGAGUACUAGAGUAGUUGAGACAAAUUGAAAACUGAAAAAUUUUUUCAUCAAUAUACAACAGUGUGUUAGUUUCCAUAUUGCGUCGUCUUUUUUUGGUCCAAAAAGAAAAAAAAAAGUUUAAGGAAAGAAAAUAAUAAUAUUAAUAGAAAAAAUAAUAUUAAAAUAAAAGAAAAAAAAACAUUUUCUAAAAUUAUUUAUUUAUUUUUUUUUCUACCAAAAAAGAUUUGGAAAUCAGAAAAGAAAAAAGAAAUCCAAAAAACAGAAAAAAUACUUUGCGUACGAAACGAGAAAUUUUUUGCUUAGUUGUAAGAAGAAGGAAAAAAAAAAUAUUUUUGACUUUCAAUCGUUUUAAAUAUUGUAUAUGUACAUAAAAAUAUAGAUAUAUAUACUUAUAUGUAUAUAUAUAUAUAUAUAAACGUAAAGAGAACCCAUACAUGAAUAACACUUAUAAUAUAUAGAGUAGCGUAGCGAUCUCUAAAUGGCCAUUUUGCAGUUGCUGUGAUUUGUCCAUACACAACCAUCAUCAUCAUAUUAUACCGCUAAUAUUUUUUAAAAUUAAUUUUGAUUUAUUUUUAUUGUUUUUUUUUUGUAUUUUGUGAAUUGAAAAAAAAAAUAGAAAGAAAAACGAGAAUUAAAUCUAAAAGAACCUUUUCUCAGAUUCAUUUGGAAAUAAUAGACCAAAUAAUCUUAAAAAGGAUAUAUAUAAAUAGAAAUCUUUCAAAAUAGAUUUCUAGUUAAUUUCGAUUAUGGCACUAAAUAUAGCCGUCCCAUUAACAGGCGUUGGUGGCCUAUCACCGAUUUCCCCAAUUGGUCUAGACUGUUGGGAAAAUGUUAAAAUUUUAGCAUCGCCAAUUGGAAGUGAAUCGAGUGGUGUCAGUUCACUUGACUCUGACGAAAUCAAGAUGCAACAAUGUCAUUUAAACCACAACAAUCACCACCAAUUGCAACAGGAGCCUUCACAACAACAAGCAUUCACGUUGGACUUAAAAUCAACGUCUCAAGUAAAUGUUACUAAAAACUCAAAUCAAAAUUUUGCUAAUAUUAAUAAUAUAAAUCUAAAUAAUAGUAAUAAUAAUAAUAAUGCAUUAAUUGUAAACAUAAACAAUAAUAAUAAUAAAAAUAUUAUUGUUAUUAAAAAACUACAAGACUUAAAAAUAAUGUACAAUGGCCGUGAUAUAUUAGAUUUAGGUAAAAAUAUCGAAACAAAUACAAAACUUUGGAAUUUAAAAUAUACAUAUUUACCCGAAAACAAUAAUAUACCAAUGUUUUUGGCUAAUCGCUCGCAAUAUCAUCGUUUGGGAGCUAAUGGUCACAUUCAAGAAUACACAUUAUAUCAUUGCGAUCACUGUGAUUUUCAGUUUCCUGUUAUGAUAAAUACUGCAAAUUUUAUGGCUCAAACUUCUUUGAAUGUAACAUUGACAACAAACUCAUCAGCUUUAUACACAAAUUCGUCAAAAAAUUCAGGAGGAGUUUCCCGAUCAAAUACUAAUGUAACAAAUUCUACAUCAACAAUAACUUCCAUUAAUAACAGUAAUUCAGGCACUGUUGGUUCCAAACAAGGCAAACCAAAUAAUAAUAAUAAUUAUAAUAUAUACAAUAAAAAUAACUCGAAGCCAGUAAAAAGAGUUCAAUUGACCAAAGAAGAAUUAAAUGAAUGUGAUUUUUCUUAUAAUUUAAAGAAAAUUUUAAUCGACUAUAAUAAUUCUUUAAAUAAUGGAAUGCAAAAUUUUCCAAUCAAAUGCAAUAAUAAUAUCAAUAAUAAUAAUAAUAUUUCAAAUAAUCAAAUACCAUUAAUAUUUUCACAUAGUGUUGCUGCAGUUGCCGCUGCUGCAGCAUCAUCACCACAAUUAUCAUCUCAAGCUACAUCACCAUCAUGUUGUUCCUCAUCCGGUUAUAGCUCAAAUGGUUCAACCCAUUCACUAUUUUCCGGUAAUAAUGGUAUUAAAUAUCCAGUUGCUGCAAUGGCACCAAAUUGCAAUAAUAAUAAUAUGAAUAUGAAUGUACAAAAUAACUUUGGUAAAAAUUCCGGUAUACCUUUUCAACAACAGCAAUCACAUCAACAACAACAACAACAUCAACAACAUCAACAGCAGCAGCAACAGGCUAAAUUAAACUAUAAUAAAAGUCCAACUGGAAUCAAUAACACAAAUGCACACAAUAAUAACAAUAAUAAUAACAAUAACUCAUUUUAUUCAUUAUUGAAUUCUUUGAAUAAUAAUAUGAAUUUGAAUAACAACAAUAAUAAUAAUAAUAGCAAUACAAACGGAAACUGCAAUAAUAAUUAUGGAAACAAUUUCUGGAAUACUAAUAAUAAUAACAAUAACAAUAUAAACGGUUUGUCCUACGGUGCCAAUAAUAAUAAUAAUUUAUCUAAUCAUAAUAUGAACAUUCACAAUCCAAAUUUAAUUAACAAUAAUAGUGCAAAUAAUCAAAAUUUUGCCAGAAUGUACAAAUACUUUUAAAAUACUAAAUAAAAAUUAAAUGAAAACAUAAUAUAAUCCAUAUAAAAACGGUCAAGUUUAAUUUUUUCACUGUUAAAAUAAAAAAAAUUCUUUAAGUCUGAAAAAAAAAAAUUUUAAUAAUAAUAUUGACCUAUUUGUUUUUCUAUUUCAUGAAUUAUUUAAUUAAUAUAUACGAAAAUUUUUGCAAUAAUUCUAAUAGUAAAUUUUUGUAUUAAUUGAAUAAGAAAUGUAUUUCUUUUUAAUCUUUUUUUUUUAUUGAAAAUUUCUAUUUAAAAAAAAUAUUUAUUUUUUUUUUAUUUUUCUUGUACAUAAUAUAUAGGAUAUAUAUGCAUGUAUAUUUAGUAAUAUAUAUUUUAUAUAUUAUAUUAUAUACAUGCUAUAUA